UCCAGAGACCAUAUUGGCGAAAGUAUAGUGGACUUUCGCCAAUUGGCGAAGCUCCACCGAAUGUAUUGGUGAAAGUACAGUGGACUUUCGCCAUUGGCGAAAGUCCUAUUGGCGAAAGUCUUAUUGGCGAAAUUCCGGAACCCCAUUGA
Messenger RNA from Rotaria socialis, 149 nucleotides. The record is from the annotation of a GenBank genome assembly. Lineage: Eukaryota; Metazoa; Rotifera; Eurotatoria; Philodinida; Philodinidae.